AUGAAGAGCUCUUACAAUAGAAAGCAUUCAUUGGAGAGACUUGAAUACUAUUAUCAGGUCAUCAACACAACUGUGCUUUCAAAGCAAAAUGCCGCAAGUGGCUUGAUUCCUGCUUCUGUAGCCAUCACCACACAUGGUGAUUACACGGAUGCUUGGGUUAGAGAUAACGUCUAUUCUAUCUACUGUGUAUUCGGCCUGGCUUUGGCUUAUAGAAGAGUCGAUGAUACCACUGGAAGAGCUUUUGAGCUUGAACAUGCGGUUAUCAAAUUGAUGCGUGGCCUCUUGUUCUCCAUGAUGCGUCAAGCACCCAAGGUCGAGAAAUUCAAAAAGACACAAAAUGUCUUGGAUGCACUUCACGCCAAAUACAAAACAGAGACAGGCGCCACUGUUGUAGGUGAUAAGGAGUGGGGUCAUUUGCAAAUUGAUGCUACUAGUUUCUUCUUGGUGGCAUUGGCUGAUAUGACAACGAGUGGUUUGAGCAUCAUUUACACGCAAGAUGAAGUCGAUUUCAUUCAGAAUUUGGUGUUUUAUAUCGAACGUGCUUAUCGUACACCUGACUUCGGUAUUUGGGAACGCGGCGACAAGAGUAACCAUGGUCAGCCUGAACUGAAUUCUUCGUCUAUUGGUAUGGCUUAUUCUGCUUUAAGAGCCAUCAACGGUGUCAACUUGUUUGGUGCUCGUGGUAGUGCAUCUUCAACCAUCUAUGUAUUGCCUGAUGAAAUGACACGCAACAAAAUCACCCUGCAAAGUGUCUUGCCUAGAGAAUCCAACUCCAAGGAAGUCGAUGGCUCCGUUUUAUCCGUCAUUGGUUUCCCCGCUUUUGCAGUGGAAGAUCCCGCAUUAAUUGAGUUUACCAGAUCCGAUGCAAAGAAGAAAUUGGAAGGUCGUUAUGGUUGGAAGCGUUUCUUGCGUGAUGGUCAUCAAACAGUCGUUGAAGAUCACACUCGUCUUCAUUACAAUGAAAGCGAGCUCAAGGUUUUCGAAAACAUCGAGUCCGAGUGGCCCUUGUUUUUCACUUACAUGGUGUUGGAAGGUUUGUUCACGGAUAACAUGGAACAAGCGGAAGAGUAUCGCAAGAAGCUCGAAUUCGUCACUAUCGAUUCCGCUUUAUGGGACCCCGAGAACCCUAGACCUCCCGAAGAUUACAAAUCUGAAGACUGCAAACGUCCUGCUGCUCUUUGCAGAACCGCGAGUCUUGAUCUCUCUAUUGCCCCUGCUGACCUCCAUAUCCCUCUUGUGCCUGAAUUGUACUAUGUGCCUAGUGAAUCUAUUGAGGCUGAAAGAGCGAACCCUCACUCUCAAAAGCGUAUCCCCAACGAUAACACGCCUCUGGUGUGGGCUUUAUCUUUGUAUUUGCUCGGCAACUUGAUCUAUGAAAACCUGUUGUCCCCUUCAGAAAUUGAUCCUCUUGGCCGUCGUUUCAAUGUCAAGGGUGCCAAGGCUGACAAUGUGGUGCAAGUCGUCCUUUUGUCCGAGAAUGAGGAACUGCAAAAGACCCUGUCUACCUACGGUCUCGAAACACAAUCCAUUGAUCAAAUCUCUUCCAGCUUCACUGUGCUUCCUCCCCAAGCUCUUGUGGAUGUCUACAGCGCUCUUGGUCAAAACUCCAAGCUCGAGCUCUCUGGCAGACCCAACCGUCCUAUUGGUACAUUGACCACCUCUCGCCUGUACCGUAUUGAAGGCCACAUUUACGCCUUUACGCCUCAAUUCAUGGAUGUCCACACCUUCUACCUCAACUCGGACCCCGACUACUUGGUGUCUACCUUUGAAAACGAGAUCAGUGUUACGAAUGCCAACUGGAUCUUUGCCGGCCGUCCUACCAUCACAAUCGUCUUGACCAAUGCCAUGUUGGGUGAUAUCAACAGAAAGGAGGUCGCUCCCAAGAACUGCAGCGCUGAAUUGACAAACGCCUUGUUGUCUGCUGAUGCCUCCAAGAAGAACUUGCUCAACUUUUUCAUGAAUCUGCGUUCUGGAGAAUGCAAUGGGGUUCGCGUGCGACUAUCUCGUCUUACGGAAACUGUAAACACCAGUAACAUUGAGUCGCUUGAUUUCUUGAUCAACAAGCAAGACGUGGAUUGGAGCAACAUCCUGUCUACCAACAAGUCCUAUCACCGCAACAGCCGCUCUCAACGUCGCUUAGGCUUUGAUGAAGCUUCCAAUAUUAGCUCUCCCGGUGGCGCUCUCACUCCUGGCGGCGCUAGAACCCCUAGACGUCGUAGUGUCUUUGGUGGUAAGCUCUUGGGAACUCCUCUCAACAAAAUUGACGGCGAUAGUUACUUUCAAGACAUUGCAUCUGCUUUGGAAAGAAUCAACGGUGAUGGUGUGCCUGCCUUCAAGCUUAAGGAUCAUGAAAUCACACUUGCAUCUGACUCGGCUACUCCUCGCAGCACGGGAUCGCCUGAUCCUAGUCAAAUGAAGGCCAAUGGCGAAGCACCUGACAAAACCAGAAAUGCUAGCAACUUGACUGUUGACACGGAUGAAUCCACUGGCAAUGAUGUCCUGUUAUCUCUAACUUUGGGCGAUAUGUCUCAAUUUGAUGAUGCUGUCAAGAGUCUCCAAGCCUCCGUCAACCUCUAUGACCAAAUUGAUUUGUUGCAAUACUUGGCUUCUUGCAAGAACUUGGAUGAAUUCAUCGUCGAGCUGGACUCUACUAUCCGCAACCUGUUGGAGGAGGUGUAUGUCAAGUCCAAGCGUCUUCAGUACUGGUCUGUGGUCCGCCAAGCCAGUGGUUUGCUUUCCAAGACAAUGCCUACAUUGACCUACAACUUGACUGAUUUGGUGAUCCACAAGAAGCAAGUCAGUAUCGGUUCUGGCUCAUCUGAGCACUUGAUCUCUACUCCUUUGAGCCCUGAUACUUUGAACAAGAUGAUUGCUGAGCAAUGUGCUGACGAUGUGCGCGAGGGCCCUGUUGUCCAAGAAAUCAUCAUCUCUCUUGGUAACUUUAUUCGCUCCAAUCCCCGUAUGUUUGAUGGUAUCUUGCGUUUGCGUACCCACUUUAUCAUCAUUGCCCUGCGUGAGGAAAUCAGCCGUUUGAACGACUUUAACGAGGAGGAAGCUAUCGAGCAUUUGAUGCAACUGUCACCCUUUGAAUUGCAAUCUCUCUUGGGCACAGUCAUGUCUGGUCCCAGUAUGUGUGAGGAAACUACCAUCAUUGUGCGUGAUAAGCCUGGAGGAUUCUUGGUCCUCUCUCAAGACUUUGAUCCCAACCGUCAAUUGAGCACUGAAAUCCCCUCUUUGACUCUGCCACCCGCCAAGAAGAACAAUGCUGAAUCCAAGGAUAUCGAGAACCAAGACAAGAAGGACACCAUCACCAUUCGUGCUCAAUCGGGCGGCUAUAAUGCUGGCAACUUUGCUCGUGCUGAAAUCAAUGGUAACGUGUUGGCUGCUAAUACGCGUGGUCUUCACGUCUGGGCUAUUGAUCGUCUUGAGAAAUUGGUUUUGGAACACGCCUCGUUCGACACCCAUAUCUCUAGCGAUGAAAGUGAGGAUUUGGUUCAAUUCAUUCGCAACUUGGACUCUGACUUGAUUGUGGUGAUGGCAUCCAAGGACGAUUUCACCGAACAUCUCACCAAGGAAGCCAUCGACGCACUCAAGAGUUUGGGCGCUCAAAAGAUUGAUGAUGUCAAGUACCGUGAUUCGUAUGUCUUGAUCGCUGAAAAGAACGGCAACCGCAUCAUUGAGGCUCACAAGGCUGCCAAGGAUGGACCCACUGACUUGAUUGAAGAAGAAUUUGCUAUGCUCAAAAAACACGAUAUCUCCCCCUCAGACAUCAACGAUGGCAAUAUCAGUCAUUUCUGCCCCUCUUCUGAUGGUCGUUGGUUGCGUCGCAGAAAGAACGAUGGUGCUCUUAACCGUGCUCCCAAGCAUUUCUUCUCUCGUACAUGGAAGGUGCUUGACAAGUGCUGUGGUCUGGUCAUUGGUUCUCAUUGCUUGCCUAGAGAUCCCACCGUGUUUGAAAAGACACCCGAAGAAUUCAAUUUUGCUAUUGCUGUGGAAGGCUUUUUAGGCACCUUGAGAGAUCCUGCUGAGCGUCAGGUGGCUGUUGAACUCUUGACACAAAUCUAUGAGAUGCAAAAAGCUAAGCCUGAAUUCCAGUUCAUUGAGCAAAACAUUGAUAUUCUUGCCAUCAUGGAUGCUGCUAUUGCAGACUUCUGGAACACUUGGGUUGCAAAGAACAAGCAGACAUUUGAAAAGAGCCCUAUGUUUGAGCAUGGCUUUGAUUACAAUGCACACAAGGACAUGGCCCAUGGCUUAUUCUAUGAUCUUCCUGUCGAUCACGCAGAAGAAAGCACUGCAGCCUAUCUUAGAAAGAGUAUUUCAAACGCUUUGCACAUUUAA
Messenger RNA from Mucor velutinosus, 4338 nucleotides. RefSeq names its product Protein-lysine N-methyltransferase efm6 (gene EFM6). The coding region runs from base 1 to 4338 and encodes 1445 amino acids. The transcript has 5 exons. Lineage: Eukaryota; Fungi; Mucoromycota; Mucoromycetes; Mucorales; Mucoraceae. The record is from RefSeq and is a predicted model, not a curated record. Gene Ontology annotation, biological process: glycogen metabolic process. Gene Ontology annotation, cellular component: phosphorylase kinase complex. Gene Ontology annotation, molecular function: calmodulin binding.